This is a messenger RNA of Strongylus vulgaris, 336 nucleotides long. The record is from the annotation of a GenBank genome assembly. NCBI's taxonomy places the organism in Eukaryota, Metazoa, Nematoda, Chromadorea, Rhabditida, Strongylidae.
AUGGGCGACAAGUCGUGCUACAUGGGUGCUGGUGGCUACUCGGGCUACAUGGGAUCAGGAACUCAAGGAUCAGGAUAUGCUAGAGAAGAAUACGCAGGGAACAUUGGUAGCGGUGGAGGUGGUGGAUAUAGCAGUGGCGGUGGCGGAUAUAGCAGUGGCGGUGGUGGUGGCGGUGGCGGAUAUAGCAGUGGCGGUGGCGGAUAUAGCAGCGGCGGUGGCGGAUACAGUAGCGGUGGAGGAGGAGGAGGAGGUCAAGACCAACAAAAACAAAGCGGAUAUGCCGGAAAUGUAGGCGGAUCCGAAAAUCAGGCGUCUUGCUACUUCGCGCCCAAGUGA